AUGGUUCGCAGUAGUCUCCGCGAAGAUAGUUGUGGUUAUUGCAACGCUUGCGUGCGUGUGCGUCUCUGUGCUGCUCGCGGUAGAAGUCCUGAACCAUUAGAGUGUGCCUACAAGCAUAUCUUAGAGUCAUACAGUGAAAACGUGAAGACCGGGAAUGUACCAGAAAGUCCGAAAUCAUCUUGUGCUUCGUGUCGAUGGACGUCGCACGCCCAGUUUCCAGAGACGCCACCAUCGAGUAGUGAUUUGAGUCUCGAAUGGAGUUCUCGUUCUUCACAGCGAUCGCGUACGCGCCGCCGCAAGAGAUAG
Arctia plantaginis is the source of this 306-nucleotide messenger RNA. The record is from the annotation of a GenBank genome assembly. NCBI's taxonomy places the organism in Eukaryota, Metazoa, Arthropoda, Insecta, Lepidoptera, Erebidae.